AUGACUCGAGCUAAACGUGCGCGUCGUGCACCCGCACAAUCUGCCAAGUCUCAUGCACGAUCACCUUCACCCGAUGCAAGUGACAACCAAGUUCCUCGACCGAAUCAGUCUUCUGAGAGAGGCCGUAGGAGGAGGACGCGAUCUUCAGGUGCUUAUUCAAAUGCCGUCAACGAGCAAGAUGUUCUCGCGGCGAAUCGGCGUCGCGACGCAGCGCUAGACAAGCUAGCCAACGAGGAUCCUACUUCCACAGCCAGUAACAAUGUUGAGGAUGGAGAUUCCGGAAGCUCAGUUGAAGGUGGACGACGAGUGACAGCUACACCGACUCGAAGAAGGGACACAACUGGACUAGAUCUAGCGGAUAGCGUGUUUGGCGAUCUCGAUGAUAGUUUUGGGCUCGAGGACGACGAUACCCGACCAGGACUGCGCUCAGCUGAUGCAUCAUCUCUCAACUUGAGCAACUUCAGGCGCAGGCCACGCCAAUCCAGCAUUAUUGGGCGCAACGACCCUCCCAUUAGGCCCAGUAGCCGCGGCGGCAACACACCCAGUAUCAGCUCGACACUUCACUUUGGUGCCUUCAAGCGGCGCGCACGAGAGCCGAGCAUUUUGGGAACUGCACGAAAGCCUCGACCGGAAGAAAAUGCCGCAGGACAGGAACCGGAUUCAGCGAGCGAGGACGAUGACGAUUUUAUGCCUGAAGCCGAAUCGACACCUCUCAACAACCGACGGCGGACAAAGCCCGAGACCGAGCUGGAGAUCGAGGUUCCUGCCUCCCCAGAAGUCUCUGCAGGACCGAAGCACAGAAAAAGAAAGAGUGAAGAUGCGUUACCAAGUAGUGGUCGGCCUGAUAAGAUGUCGCGAAUUGAGAGAGACGCGGGCGAGGAAUCAGAGGAAGAAGCGGGACCUGCACCCCAGGUGAUUUCUGAUAAUGCGAGCGAUUCCUCACUGUCAGAUCUCGAUUCUCCCCUAGGACCAUCUCCGGUACUUCUGGACAGGCCUGUCACUCCCAUCAAUAACGAGGAACUCAUGGCUCUACCUGCCAGUAGUGAUUCAGAAGACGUGAACUGGCCUGAUAUUCAUACCUUGGCUAAGCGGCGCCGAAGGCCUUCCACCACAACACCUAUUCGCGCUGAUAACUUUUCAGAUGUCUCUUCACUUCCUUCUCUGACACACUCUCCCAAUUAUGCAGAGGCAUCGAAGUCCCGGGGCCGGCCGACAACUCGACGUCAGCAACCAUCACCAAAGAUAACAACUGCCGACUUGACAAAUCUACUUCCGAAGCGCCAUUACAAGAAGCAGCGGGACCCACUAGGACUGGAAAGCGACGAGGAGCAUGACACAUCCGGUAUCGGGGAGGACGAGGAUGAGCUAUCAUAUCUUGACAGCCGGGCUGCGCGCCGAAGACGAGGCGGGCGCCCAACGCAGGCUCUUAAGCCCAGACAGCCAACCUCUGACAAGCAGACGGGUCGCAAUGCACAGACUUACUCGCGUCGGUCAUCGGACAAGGAGAAUGAAAAUGAUGCUGGCAGCGAUGAAGACGAGGAUGAGCACGAAGCCAGCCGUUUCCAGCCACUCCCAGACGAUACUUUUGAGAACGGAAGUGGUGAGAAUGCAAGCACUCCAUCAGCUGAUGAGCUCAAGCAAGCAGCAAGGAAGUUCAAAGAGGUUGACCGGUGGGAACUUGACUUUGAAGAGGUUACGCAGAGUUCGUCUCCACUUGCGCGAUGA
Messenger RNA from Fusarium subglutinans, 1725 nucleotides. RefSeq lists its product as uncharacterized. Lineage: Eukaryota; Fungi; Ascomycota; Sordariomycetes; Hypocreales; Nectriaceae. The transcript has a single exon. The coding region runs from base 1 to 1725 and encodes 574 amino acids. The record is from RefSeq and is a predicted model, not a curated record.